AUGGAAAUGAGGAAGGUUUUCUUGAUAUUUCUUUCUUUUGCUGUGUUUAUGGUAGCGGCGAAUUGCAUUGAUUUCACUGAAGGGGACUUGACCACAGACGAGAGCCUGUGGGACUUAUACGAAAGAUGGAGGAGCCACCACACUGUGUCACGUGACCUCGGCGAAAAAAGGAAACGAUUCAACGUCUUCAAAUACAACGUCCAAUACAUUCACAAAGUCAACCAGAUGGACAAACCUUACAAACUAAAGCUCAACAAAUUCGCCGACAUGACCAACCACGAGUUCAAAACCGGUUUCGAUUCAAAGAUCCAACACUUCCGAGCACUCAAAGGCGAAAGGCGCACCACCCCAUUCCGCCAUGAGAAAACCACCGACCCACCACCGUCGAUUGACUGGCGGCAAUACGGGGCAGUCAACCCUGUCAAGAACCAAGGCCGGUGUGGUAGCUGCUGGGCGUUUUCGACAAUUGUCGGGGUGGAGGGUAUUAACAAAAUCAAGACGAAUACUCUGGUUUCUUUAUCUGAGCAAGAACUUGUCGAUUGUAAUUCUGAUAACCAUGGAUGCGAAGGAGGGUUCAUGGAAGACGCAUACGAGUACAUCAAGGAAACCGGCGGGGUUACAACCGAGCAAAUCUAUCCUUACUUUGCACGUAACGGGCUUUGUGAUAUAUCAAAGAGAAACUCGCCUGUGGUAAAAAUCGAUGGUUUUGAAAACGUACCAAAGAACGACGAGACGGCGUUGUUGAAAGCUGUAGCGAACCAGCCGGUGUCGAUUGCUAUUGACGCGGGUGGUCUUAAUUUCCAAUUCUAUUCCGAGGGGGUUUUUAAUGGAAUCUGUGGCACGGAGUUGAAUCAUGGUGUGGCGAUUGUGGGGUAUGGAACGACUCAAGAAGGGACGAAUUACUGGAUUGUGAGGAAUUCAUGGGGAAGUGGGUGGGGUGAGCAAGGUUACAUUAGGAUGCUGCGAGGGUUUAGUGAACCCGAGGGGUUGUGUGGGUUAGCCAUGGAAUGCUCGUAUCCUAUCAAGGUGUCAUCGGAUAAUCCAAAAAGUGUGUCUAAAGAUGAGCUCUAG
Messenger RNA from Lactuca virosa, 1071 nucleotides. The record is from the annotation of a GenBank genome assembly. NCBI's taxonomy places the organism in Eukaryota, Viridiplantae, Streptophyta, Magnoliopsida, Asterales, Asteraceae.